AGUAUAAAACUUAUAAAUUUAAAUCGUACUGAGAAAUAAAAAAAAUUUCUUAACAAAGAAACUAACUUAAUUUAGUUGCUGUUUACCAAUAGGUAAAUUUACACCUGUUUUCUGUAAAACUUUUGUAAAGCUCCUGCUACGACGAGUGUAAUCGAUUUUUCAAAGUCAUUGACCUCAACAGUCAUGCAUGUUGAAUAUAUUAAUAGUUAUACAUGAGAAAAUUACUUUUUAUCUACAAAAAACAAGAAUUAAAAAAAAACGUGUUCUAGCUACCGCCAUCUAAUUUAAUUUCGAAAUGAUGGUGUCGGACGCCUUGAAGUCUGAAAGGCAAUGACUGUCUAACAAAAGAAUUCUGAGAGUUCGAUAAAACAGAGGGGGAAUUUACUCAGAUAAUCAAGUGUAAACUCUUCUUGUAAUAUCUCUGUAAUAUCAAGUACUUUUUUAUACAAAUAAAUAAAAAAAAAAAAAAUCGAAUUCAUUCACCUUGGUUGCGUUUUUUUUUUUAUUGGGGGUAAAGAGUUUCCGUUCGAUAAGUCGAUGAACCGUUUAUGUAUAUGUUACGAGAAUAAACUAAUCUAUUAAUCGGUAGCAGAAUAAAUAUUGGACUAGAUAUUUCCUGUCAGUAUCAUCCUGGUUUUUAUUACUGCGGCACUAACUUCUCAAUCGAAUAAACAUCAUGAAGUUACUGAAAAAAAUAUCGAAUUUUUCGAUCUUAAAAAGAAUAAUCAAACCGAAAAUUAUAAAUUGACAGAAAAAAAUAUAUCAUUAUACAAUAAUAUUGAAGGUAUAAUGAAAAAUAAUAUCCACUUUAAAAAUGAAGCAACAUUAAAUCAAUUUAAAAUUUUUCAAUUCGGAAAGAAGAGAAGAAGAAAAAUUGGGAAAUUUAUGAAAGAAGAUAACAAAGAUCAAGGAAUAAAACUAGAAAACAGUAAUUUCACCGCCGUUUCUCGUUUGUCCAAUGAUAUUGUCAAUAAAAUUCGAAAACUCUUGGUAAGAAAAGUUAAAGAAAUAAAUAAAAUAUCUGAUAAGAUCUCACGUAGCGAUGAAGAAAACAAAGAUUUAAUUUUAUUUCCUACAUUAAAUUUUGAGAACGAUUUUAGAAAAGAAAAUUCUGAAACUAAAAAAUUGAAUCAUACUUUGAAAAUUAAUGAAACGAAAAUAUGUCAAAAUGAAGAGAAGAAAUUACAAGAAAAUUCUGAUAUUAAAACAGUUCCUGAGGUAAAAAUUAAAAAAAAUAGCUCCUUAGAAUUAUCAAAUGAUCAAAAAACCCAAAACGAACAAAUAAGUAUGACAAAACUUUCCAGAAAUGGAGGUAUCGAGAAUAAUUUUUCAAGAAAAGAAAUCGGAAAACCAAGUUGGAGAAAUAAAUUAUUGGAUACUAAACAGAAAACUAAAGAGGCCACAUCUAGUGAAAAUACUAUUUACUUAAAAAUGUUUUCUAGUUUAAAAGAUUCAGAGCCAAAUUCAACGAAACUAGAUCAGGAAUUUUCUACUCCAAAAUCACGUGUUCAACAAUUGUCAGAAGCUUUUGACAUUGAAUUGAAUAAAAAGACAAAGGAGCAAAAGCGUAUUAUUGAGAUUAAUCAAAGUCGAACAAAAGGAGGAACUAUUGAACCGAGAGAAGAAGAUUUAAUAGAAGCUGCUAAUUUUGGAAUGCAGGCUAUGAACGAUCUUUAUUACAUAAAAGAACCAAAAUUUCAUUCAUUAGGGCUAUUUCUUUCACCGAAUAAUCCGGCACAUUUCGUUGCAAGUUUUAAUGAACAAACAGAGGAAGCAAAAUAUUUAACAAGAUUUGGAUUUGCUGCACUCCAAGGAUCAAUAUUAUUUGUUAAUAAAUAUCCUGAAAUUUCAAGAAAUACUCCAUUCACUGUAAAUACGACAAAUUCGAGUUUACAUCGACAGUGUCCUAAAAGAGGAAUUCCACAAUGUCCUUCAGCCAGCAUGCGAUACAGAACUGCUGAUGGAAGCUGUAAUAAUGCUCAAAAUUUGUGGUGGGGUUCUGCCAUGUCCACAAUGCAAAGAUUUUUACCUCCACUUUAUCAGGACGGUAUUCAAAGUAUUAGACGAUCUGUAAAUGGAGAUUUAUUACCAAGUGCAAGAGAAGUUUCAAAUCUAAUUCAUGAAGAUCGAGAUAUUCCUUUGGCAUCUAUUUCUCAUAUGUUGAUGCAAUGGGGACAAUUUGUCGAUCAUGAUAUAAGUGCCACAGUACCUAGUCGAGGAUUCAAUGGAACGAUUCCGCAGUGUUGUCUAGAUCAUGGAACAGGAUUCCAACCACCAGAAUUCAUGCAUCCGGAAUGUUUGCCAAUCGCUGUGCAUCCAAGGGACAAUUUCUUUAGUCAAUUUGCAGUAAGAUGCUUGGAAUUUUUAAGAAAUGGACCAGCUCCAAGAGAAAAUUGUGAAUUUGGUCCCAGGGAGCAAGUUUCUCAAGUGACAAGUUAUUUAGAUGCAUCCACUAUCUACGGCAGCAACGUAAUACACAGUGAUAGUAUGCGGAUUUUUCGCGAUGGAUUAUUACAAUAUGGAAAGCUUCAAAGUCGUAGGACUAUAGAAACUAGGGAUGAUAAUGACAUAUGUCAAUUAGGAUCUUUAUCUCAAAGUUGUUUUAUCACAGGAGAUGGUCGUGUUGGUGAAAAUCCUGCUUUAACAUCUCUUCAUGUUGUCUUUUUACGUCUACAUAAUAGAUUUGCAAAACAAAUCGCUGAGCUAAAUCCACAUUGGAGCGAGGAGAAAAUGUUUCAAGAAACUCGGAAAAUAGUUGGUGCUAUUAUUCAACAUAUCACAUAUCGAGAAUUUCUUCCAAUUGUAUUAGGUCAAGAUGUAAUGAAAAUUUUUAAACUUGAAAUCAUGAGAAAUGGAUAUUCCGAUGAAUAUGAUCCUGAUGUCAAUCCAAACGUUGCUAAUGAAUUUAUAACAGCUGCUUUUCGUUUUGGACACUCUUUAGUGCAACCCAGUUUUGUCAGAUUUGAUAAAAAGCAUAGACCACUUUUCAACAACGUAUCAAUUCAUGAAGAAUUUGUGAAUCCACACCUACAUUCAGCGGGAUCUUUGGAGAAAAUAAUUUUAGGUCUUGUAAAUCAACCAUCACAGAAAAGAGAUGAAUACAUAAGUGAAGAGCUAACAAAUCAUCUUUUUCAAAGAGAAUUAUUUCCUUUUGGAAUGGAUCUUGCUGCUAUAAAUAUUCAAAGAGGACGUGAUCAUGGCCUUCCACCUUACAUACAAUACCGCUCGAUAUGUGGUUUAUCCGAAAUAAACAAUUGGGAAGAUCUUGAUAGAGUAAUGGAAAUAUCAACAGCUCGAAAAUUUAAAUUUCUCUAUUCAUCGAUAGAGGACAUUGAUUUAUUUUCUGCUGGAUUAGCAGAAAAAUCAGUUGGCGGAGGACUUGUUGGUCCCACAUUUGCUUGCAUAAUUGCUCAACAAUUUAGUAAUUUGAAAAAAGGUGACAGAUUUUGGUUCGAAAAUUCAAAUAUGGAAAAUAAAUUCACUCCACAGCAACUGCAACAAAUUAGAAGUAUUACUUUAACUAAAGUUCUUUGCAAAACCAUGGAUAAUAUCGAAAGUCUUCAACCUUUUAUAAUGCAGUUACCGGAUAAUUUUAAGAAUAAACGAAUUUUUUGCAAUGAUUCCAAAAUUGGAGAUAUCAAUGUUACAGCAUGGUUGGAAUUAACUCCAGAAAGUGUUAAUAAAUCUGAAAUUGAAAUUAAAUCAUCUUUAUUAAACGAUGCAGAAAAUAUAUCUGAGGGUAUUGGUGAAUUAGAGAAUUUGAAAAAAAAUUCCGAACGUUUCCAAGAAACAGUGAAAGAUUUUCAAAAAGAAGUAGAAGAUUCAAUAGAAAAUGUAGAUUUUCAAAAACAUAUUGACGAUUUACGAGAAAAUAUGGGAACAUCUCAAGAAAUAGUUUAUCGAUCCAGAGGAUCAAUUUCAAAACCAGAAACUAAAAACAAAGGUGAGGAAAAAUUGAGGCAGUCCUUGAGGCCUUUGCAAACGAGCGUCAAUCAACAGAACAGAAUUGUUUUAAAAAGGCCAAUUGCACCUCAAGAAAAUAUAUCCAUAGUUGUGCACAAUGUAGCAGUUAACGCUCCGAUAUUUGUCAGAGACUCGGUUUACGGUUCUCAUGUCAAUCAAAACCCACAUUCAUCUACUCAAUUCUCAGUACAUGAACCAUUUUUUAAUACAAUGAAACCACAGACUUAUCCAAAUAAAAGGCCUCCAUUUUCAAAGCCUAUGAAACCUUCUUACAUUAACUCAAGUCCCUAUAUCCCUCAAUAUUUUGGAGACACAAGCAAUCCCAAUCCACCUACUUAUGGAUUCAAUCAUAAUCCAAUAAAUAAUUAUAUUCCUAACAAUGCUUUCUUUGAGAAUAUGUAUAAUAAUAAUUACAGACCAUAUGAAGAGAAACCAAAUUACAAUCAGGAGAGUUUUAUUAAACUCGUUACAGAAACGCCGGAUUACAGUUCAAAUAGAUUUUUACAAAAUUCUUGGAAUUUUAAACCAGACAGUCAAAGUUUCACAGUUGUUUCCGAAACUUUAGAAACUGUCAAUAUUACAGAAACAAUGAAACCCACUUCUAAAAGAAAAUACGGAGGUGAACUUCCAAAACCCUUGAUUCCUCGGCAAAGAACAAAUGAUGAUUUUGCAAUUGAACAAUCUGGUCUCCAUUAUUUUGAGAAAAAUAUUUUAAAUAAAUAUCCUGAAACAGUCAUGAGUCAGACGACUGAGAAAAUUGGAGAAAAAGAACUCAAACCGUCAAAGUAUUUUGAUGACGACAAAGAAGUAAGACUAAAGAAUCAAUCGGAAGCUGUGAACUAUACAAUAGAACUAAAUUUAGCAAAUGCAUCAAAAAUUAUUGACGAUAUUAAAUUCACAACGACACCUACAAUAGUUCUUAAAAAUGGUGAUAUAAACCCAUUUAUUACGAUUCCGAAAUCUCAGCAAGAGAAGAAAAAUCAAAGGGAAGACGGAAUUUAAGAAAAUACUUUGUAUUUUAAUUUUUUCAGAUUUAAAACUAUUCUAUUACGUUUCAAAAGUAACUUUUUAUCAAUAUUGAUACGUAGUCACCGAUAUUUAAUUAAAUUUAAUUCUUUAUUUAAAAAUUUGUAAUAAAAUAUAAAAUUUUUAAUAAUUUACUUCAAAUACGAAAGUUAAUGAACAUUUUAAAUGUUUGCAUCGUAAAAAUAUUUUAUUGUACAUAUGCAAAAUUUACAUUAAUAUAUAUGCAUUUUUAAACAUUUUAAUUUAAAGUGUCCUCAAAUCUUGUACUUUGCAAACAAUAAAAAAAAAUUAUUUUAUACAUUA
Leptopilina boulardi is the source of this 5292-nucleotide messenger RNA. RefSeq lists its product as uncharacterized. The transcript has 10 exons. Gene Ontology annotation, molecular function: peroxidase activity; heme binding. NCBI's taxonomy places the organism in Eukaryota, Metazoa, Arthropoda, Insecta, Hymenoptera, Figitidae. Bases 790 to 4965 code for a protein of 1391 amino acids. Gene Ontology annotation, biological process: response to oxidative stress. The record is from RefSeq and is a predicted model, not a curated record.